Messenger RNA from Lathyrus oleraceus (garden pea), 962 nucleotides. RefSeq lists its product as uncharacterized. The record is from RefSeq and is a predicted model, not a curated record. The transcript has 2 exons. Lineage: Eukaryota; Viridiplantae; Streptophyta; Magnoliopsida; Fabales; Fabaceae. The coding region runs from base 5 to 691 and encodes 228 amino acids.
UAGGAUGUGUUGUGUUUUCAUAAACCCUGUAAAACCCGUUUCGGUUUCGCAAAACCCAGCCAAUCAUUUUCAGGGAGAACUUUCAUCAAACACCAUGAGCUCCCCUCCAAACAACUCUUCCUCCUCCGUCAACCGCCUCGAUACCAUGUUCCUCCACCAUCUAAUGCGCAGCCUUCAGGUUCAAAAUUCUGACAACCAACUUACCGACGAGGAUUUCAUUUCCGACGACGACGAAGAAGAACUAGAAUACGAGCCCCAUCCCUACCAAGACAAUGGACUAAGCGCAACCUUUCAAGAAGAAUCUCAGAUUGAAGCUGAAGUCGUUUACCGAAUUCUCAAUGGGAAAUCGCAUUCGCUGAAGCCUAAUUCUGGUGAAACGGUUAUAAUUUGUGAAAGUAGCAUUGCUGUUGGGUUUCAUGCGGAAGAAGAAGGGGAGUAUAUUGUGUGGGAAUGGCAUGGUCACAUUCCGAGGUACACUGAAGACCAUGAGUUUUCUCUUGAGUAUAUCUAUGGGAAUUACUUUCAGAGGAUUGUGCCUGAGGAGUGUACUCCCACACCGCCUCGAGUAGAUGCAGCGGUUGAUAUGGGCUUGAAGGACUUGUUUGAUGGUGUUGUCAAUCCCGCCCCUGGUAGGAUUCUUCAUCGCAAUCUCAACAUUGGUUCCACUCCUCCCAGAAUUUGCAGGCUCUAAGAAUUUCGUCAUUGGAUUUUAAAAUUUAAAGGAUCGCAGGCAGAGGUCAUAGUCAUCAUCUCCUUCCUUUUGUGAAGCAAAGAUAGUUUUCCCAUUUUCCCAGUACAGAUCUCAAGAAUAAGCCUGCAUCUGUAUGCCUGUUUGACUUUCAAAUCAUACUUGUAAAGGAUGCAAGACAUGGUUUUUUAAUAAUUUGUCAUCUUUGCUGGGUGAAUUAAUAUGACAUUUUUAUAUUUGGUCCAUUAUCAUGAUUAUAUUUAGCCAUUUGUUA